UGCCUUUCCUUUCAACACCUGCAACUGGAAAGGGUGUCUUGGAGAAAGGUACAUCAUGGUGAGACUUGUUUUACCAAACCCUGGACUGGAGAAUAGGAUACAAACAUAUGAGGAACUUGAAAAGCUAGAAACAGAAGAGGCAGGCGAGAGACCACAAUGGGAUAACAAGGCUCAGUAUAUGCUGACAUGCAUAGGCUUUUGUGUGGGACUUGGAAACGUCUGGAGAUUCCCAUACCUUUGCCAAAGCCAUGGUGGAGGUGCAUUUAUGAUCCCGUUUCUAAUAUUACUGGUAUUUGAAGGCAUACCUUUGUUACAUCUGGAAUUUGCAAUUGGGCAGCGCCUAAGAAAAGGAAGUGUGGGUGUUUGGAGCACUAUUCAUCCAACCCUUAAAGGAGUUGGUAUUGCAUCAAUGCUGGUAUCAUUCCUGGUAGGUUUGUAUUACAAUACCAUUAUUGCUUGGGUUAUGUGGUAUUUUUUUAACUCCUUCCAAGAACCUUUGCCAUGGAGCUUCUGUCCACUCACCGCCAACAGAACUGAAUAUGUAUCAGAGUGUGCAAGAAGCUCUUCUGUGGAUUACUUCUGGUACAGGGAAACACUUAACGUCUCCACAAAAAUAGAUGACUCUGGCAAUAUCCAGUGGUGGCUUGUGCUCUGUUUAGCCUGUGCCUGGGGUGUUCUAUACGUCUGUACCAUCAGAGGGAUUGAAACAACAGGAAAGGCAGUUUAUGUAACAUCAACACUACCUUAUGUGGUACUUACAAUAUUCUUGAUCCGAGGUCUGACAUUGAAAGGAUCAGUGAAUGGAAUCAAAUUUUUGUUUACCCCAGAUAUUUCAGAAUUAGCAAAUCCAGUUACUUGGCUUGAUGCUGGUGCCCAGGUUUUCUAUUCCUUUUCCCUGGCUUUUGGUGGGCUUAUUUCAUUUUCAAGUUAUAAUUCUGUUCAUAACAAUUGUGAAAAGGAUGCAGUUAUAAUUUCUCUAAUAAAUGGCUUUACAUCCAUAUACUCUGCCACUGUCAUCUACUCCAUUAUUGGUUUCCGUGCCACAGCCAGAUUUGAUGAUUGUUUUGACAGCAAUGUCCUUUCUUUGACAAAUGCCUUUGAUUUGCCGGAAGGAAAUAUUACACAGGAUAACUAUGACAACAUGUUGAAUCAGCUAAAUCAUUCAAAUCCAGAUUUGAUUUCAUCUCUCAAGCUUCAAACCUGCGACCUUAACCAAAUUUUGUCAGAUGGUGUGGAAGGAACUGGUUUAGCCUUCAUUGUUUUCACAGAAGCUAUUACGAAAAUGCCAAUUUCACCACUCUGGUCUGUACUUUUCUUCAUCAUGCUCUUUUGCCUAGGACUCUCUUCAAUGUUUGGUAAUAUGGAAGGAGUGCUAGUACCACUACUUGAUCUGAAAAUAAUCCCCAAAUCUGUUCCCAAAGAAGCUGUAACAGGUUUGAUUUGUGCAGUAUCCUUUUUAAUUGCACUUAUAUUUGUGCUGGAAUCUGGAAACUACUGGCUUGCAUUAUUUGAUGGUUUUGCUGGCUCUAUUCCACUACUUAUUAUUGCGUUUUGUGAAAUGUUUUCAGUGGUCUACAUAUAUGGUGUUGACAGAUUUAACAGAGACAUUCAAUUUAUGAUUGGUCAUAAGCCAAAUAUAUUCUGGCAAGCUACAUGGAGAGUUAUCAGCCCUCUUAUUAUGUUGGUUAUAUUCCUAUUCUACUUUGUGGUAAAAGUUUCUCAGAAGCUAGAGUACAUUACGUGGGAUCCAGAUUAUGACCAGUUUCCAAAAUCAAAGCCGGAGUCUUAUCCCAGCUGGAUAUACGCAAUCAUUGUAAUUCUCGCUGGAGUCCCAAGUUUAGUAAUCCCAGGCUAUGCCAUUUAUAAACUUAUUAGAAACUGCUGUACAAAAGAUGAUGACCAAAGAGAAAUUAUAAAUGCUGUAUCUGUGGCAUCCCUUAAUGGAGACACUAAAAACCAGGUGUAAUGUAGGGUUGGAUUAUAAUGUAUGAAAGUGCAAUAAAUGUCACAGAGGCUGAUUUAUCAAAUUUCGAAGUCAAGGAAAAAAAAAAAGUGAAGAAAAAACCACAACAAAGCAUGGGCAAUAUUUUUCAAAUAUUGCAUCUUUUCCCCUUGGGCAGUACCUUAUUUAAGAAAAAAGAAAGCAACUGAAUAUUUGUGGCCACGUUUUUUUGCACAACAGAAACAUGCACACAAGUGAGAAACACCCUGUCCAUUCAUUUUCAGUGAGGCUGAAAAUCUUGAAAAUAAAUGAAUAAAGUUAUUAGAGACAAUUCCCACUGACUUUGACAGAAACGUAGCUACAGUAUAGUAAAAAAAAUGCUAGUUCUCAUAGAUGUUGAAGUGUUAUAUACUCACAAGCAGAAAAAUUGGGAUUGGGUGACAAGCUCCAAACUUGUAGCCCAAGGCAGAGGAUUAAACCAAUAACAAACCAAUGAACAGGCACUUCACAAACCCGAACAUAUACGCCAAAUAAUUAUAAAUAAUUAAAAAAAAACGAGAGUCAACAUGUCCUUAAAAACAGGCUACUAUAUAUGACUAAGUGGCUUGUAGCAUGAAAUGGACAAUUAAGAACAUGUUAACUAAACAGAGACAUUUGUUUUUUAAUUAUUUUGGCUGUAUGUUGGGAUUUUUGGAGUGUAUUUUAUAAAACAAUGCCAGCUUUUGCUUGCGGAGUCUUUUCUGGUGAGGUUUCUUAAUUUAAUAAAUCCCGAUUAUUCAGGGUUUAAAAAAGUACUUGUGCGUAUAUUCACGUUUGUAUUUUCUCUCUGCAUUUCUUGAAACAAGAUAAAACAAAAAAUUUUUUGAUAAAUCUGCCCCAUAGUUUUGUUUUCGUUUUUAUGAAUUUAUUUUCCCUCAGUUAACCCUUUAUUCUGUAUUUAGCCAGUGCCAUAAAAAUGAAUGUUAAUAUAAUGUAUACUAAUAAAGAGAACACUGUAUUCUGUAUCCAAUUACAUGAAAACUAAAUACUUUUAAAUAAUAACAUUUAAGUGCUGGUGCAAACCAUUUA
This is a messenger RNA of Xenopus laevis (African clawed frog), 3010 nucleotides long. It is a transcript of the gene slc6a19.L, whose product is annotated as solute carrier family 6 (neutral amino acid transporter), member 19 L homeolog. Gene Ontology annotation, cellular component: brush border membrane; membrane; apical plasma membrane. The record is from RefSeq and is marked provisional. Gene Ontology annotation, biological process: amino acid transport; sodium ion transmembrane transport; neutral amino acid transport. NCBI's taxonomy places the organism in Eukaryota, Metazoa, Chordata, Amphibia, Anura, Pipidae. Gene Ontology annotation, molecular function: neutral L-amino acid transmembrane transporter activity.